AUGACAGUGAAAUUUUGGAUGGGAGUGUUGCUGGGUGCAAUAACACUGAUUGGUCUUGUUCUGACAACUAUUGUGAUGUUUGCCGUUGUCAAAUUGGGUAUUUUCAAACGUAAAAGUCCCAUAUACCUUAUCUCGGCGGCUAACAUGCUCUGCGAUAUCAUACAGCUCAUAUUGGCAAUCGGUUAUCUUGUUCCAUCCAUAAUCACCAAUAGCUGGUUGUUCAAAGAAGAACGAAAUGAUGGAUUUGUGCAAUUUCUUGGAGCUGUUUUUCUCUUCUGUUGGUACUACGGCUCAGUCGCGCAAAUUCUCAUGGCUGUGAACAGGGUAAUCGUGAUUUGCGUGCGCUCCAAUCGCUUCUUCUCGCAUCAAAAUGUGCUUAUCAUUGUUAUUAUUCUUUAUCCGAUAGCAACAUUUGUUGCUUGGUUAUCUCAAUACGUCAGCCCAUGCUGCCAGUACGUAAGAUUCCGAUUUGUGGUUCCGGUAAACUGA
Molecule: messenger RNA, 489 nt
Organism: Cylicocyclus nassatus
Lineage: Eukaryota; Metazoa; Nematoda; Chromadorea; Rhabditida; Strongylidae
Source: the annotation of a GenBank genome assembly